Iphiclides podalirius (scarce swallowtail) is the source of this 1428-nucleotide messenger RNA. The record is from the annotation of a GenBank genome assembly. Lineage: Eukaryota; Metazoa; Arthropoda; Insecta; Lepidoptera; Papilionidae.
AUGACAACUGCCUGGUCCAUGGGUCCUGGUACAUUAGAAGUGCCCCUAUCGCUUUUCGCCAAAAAUAGGGAACGGCUUGCCCUAAAGUUAAAAAGAGGGCAAAUUGUAGUAUUGCAAGGUGGAGAUAGUAUUAAUCACUAUGAUACAGAUGUGGAAUAUGUUUUUAGACAGGAAUCAUAUUUCACAUGGGUAUGUGGUGUUAGGGAACCAGGCUGCUAUUUUGCAUUAGAUGUUAGCACAAAUAAAGCGCAUCUGUUUGUUCCUCGUCUUCCUGAAGAGUAUGAAGUAUGGAUGGGAAAACUUCUUACCUGUGAACAAUUUAAGCAAAUAUAUGGCGUUGACGAAGUACACUAUGUUGAUGAGCUACAAGAUGUGUUAAAACAUUUAAAUCCAGAAGUCCUACUGACACUUAGUGGACCUAAUACUGACAGUGGACUCACCGCUAAAGAAGCAGUCUUUGAGGGGAUUGAUGAAUUCCAAGUUGAUAAUGAAACUCUGUUUCCUAUCAUCGCUGAACUACGCGUUAUAAAAACGCCCGAGGAGAUCGAAGUGAUGCGGUACGUGUGCAAAAUAUCCUCAGACGCGCACAAACAGGUUAUGCUCCACGCGAAGCCCGGCUUAAUGGAGUACCAGUGCGAGUCGGUGUUCCUGGACCACUGCUACCGCAUCGGCGGCUGCCGCCACGUGUCCUACACCUGCAUCUGCGGCUCCGGUGACAACGCCGCCAUCUUGCAUUACGGCCACGCCGCCGCGCCCAACUGCAAAAUUAUCCAAGAUGGCGACAUCUGUCUUUUCGACAUGGGUGGCAACUAUGCGGGCUAUGCAGCCGACAUCACGUGCUCCUUCCCGGCCAACGGAAAAUUCACCGAGCGGCAGAAGCUGAUCUACGAGGCCGUGUUGGCUGCCAGGGACGCCGUAUUCAGGGAAGCAAAGCCGGGUGUGAAAUGGACUGAUAUGCACCUGACUGCCAACAGAGCGAUGCUCGAAAGUCUUAAGAAGGGUAAUCUGCUCAAAGGGGAUGUUGAAGAAAUGAUCUUGCACGGUAUUAAUGGAGUACUGCAGCCUCAUGGCUUGGGCCACCUGCUUGGUCUGGACGUACACGACGUCGGAGGAUACCUGCCCCAUUGCCCUCAGCGCCUUGGUGGGCCGCUGGCAAGGCUGCGCACCGCUAGGGUGCUGCAGGCUAGCAUGAUACUCACUGUGGAGCCAGGUUGCUACUUCAUACCCAAGCUUCUAGACAAGGCGCUAAAUAAUCCGGAGCAAGCGAGAUUCUUCAAUUGGGACGUAGUGAAUCAAUUCCGUGGUUUCGGGGGAGUUCGUAUUGAGGACGAUGUUCUUAUCACCGAAAGUGGCAUGGAAGAUCUUACGAGUGUGCCCAGAACGGUGGCUGAAAUAGAGGCUUUCAUGGCUAAUGGAGCAAAUUUUAAA